Messenger RNA from Dictyostelium purpureum, 537 nucleotides. RefSeq lists its product as uncharacterized. The transcript has a single exon. The record is from RefSeq and is a predicted model, not a curated record. Gene Ontology annotation, molecular function: endonuclease activity; DNA binding. Gene Ontology annotation, biological process: DNA restriction-modification system. NCBI's taxonomy places the organism in Eukaryota, Evosea, Eumycetozoa, Dictyosteliales, Dictyosteliaceae. Bases 1 to 537 code for a protein of 178 amino acids.
AUGAUAUGGGGGGCAAUAAAAAGAAAAUCAACAUCAUUAUUUAGCAAAAAUAAAAACAAAUUGAAAGGUAUGAGAUUUGAAGAAAGAGUUGAAAGAAUGUUAAAUAAAAGAUUAUGCUUUAAUGUAAAAAAGAAUGUAAUAUUAAAAGAUGGUCAUGGUAAUAUCUCAGAGAUAGAUUUAAUGUAUGGUAUAUUUUUUAAAACCUAUGUGGAGUGCAAGUGUUAUGACAGUACCCCAGUCCCAUUAAAAGAUGUUGCAAAGUUUAAAGAAGUUUUAGCAUUAAACAAUAUUAGUUCAAGAAGAGGCCUAUUCAUUACAAAUAAUACAUAUGUUCCAAGAGCAGUAACUAUUGGAAUCAAAACUAUUGAUGGCGAUCAAUUAAAAAAAAUGGAAAAAAGAGCUCCUUUAGUGGCUAUAUCAAAAUCAAUUUUUAUUUUAACCGGAUUUGUUUUUGGUUUAGGUUGUUUGGACAUCAUCAUAAAACAUUAUCAAAAAAAUUUCGAAGAAGGUAGAAGGAGAAGAGAAAAUCCCUUUUAA